Diuraphis noxia (Russian wheat aphid) is the source of this 767-nucleotide messenger RNA. RefSeq names its product phosphatidylinositol N-acetylglucosaminyltransferase subunit H-like. The record is from RefSeq and is a predicted model, not a curated record. Gene Ontology annotation, biological process: GPI anchor biosynthetic process. Gene Ontology annotation, cellular component: glycosylphosphatidylinositol-N-acetylglucosaminyltransferase (GPI-GnT) complex. NCBI's taxonomy places the organism in Eukaryota, Metazoa, Arthropoda, Insecta, Hemiptera, Aphididae.
UUUAACUUAUUAUCAACUUAUCGUUUAAGCAAUAAUUAUGCAUUUAUGCCAUAAUGCUACAUUUAACUUUUUAAAUGGUCUAGAACUUGCAGCUUACGAUUUACAAUUUGAAUUUAUGUUCAAAAAUUUCGCUUGUGUAUAACAAGUAGUGAAUAGUUGGACAAUCGCUUACACUUGGGAAGUUUACGGUAAAUGGAAUCAGAGUUUUUUUUACUGUUAAGCAAUUAUGAAUAUUAUAAUGUCAGACAACAGACUUGUGUUGAAGUCUUCAGUACAAGAAUCAUUGAAACACUCGUGCAUAGAAUAUUGUGUAGAAAAACGAGAAAAAUGUUCUAAUACAGAAUACCUCAUCAUUAUGAUGUCAUUACUUUUAGCAGCAUAUUCAUAUUUAAUAAAUCCUACAGUAUUAAUUUCAAAGACUGUUUUCAUUAUUGCAAUCGUCUUGUUCAUAAUCGGGUUAAGGUUUAGUUUUAAAGUUUACAACGAAUCAUUACUCAUAACAGCACCCAUUGGAUUACAGUUGACCACAACUUACAUGACUGGACAUCAAAGAGUGUUUUCUAUACCUUGGCAUAGUAUUACUGAUGUACUCAUUGUUGACGUCAUUCACACUCAACAAGUAUUGUAUUACUUGGCAAUUAAAACACCACAAAAUGGAAUAGUUACAUUGUUUCAGAAAAGUGCACCAAGGUUACAUUUUUUAGAAAUAAUAUACAAGGAUGUUUACAAACUAUUAGAAAAUAACAGAUGAACUGACUUUGUGGAUA